AUGACAACCCCCCAAACAGACCACCCCUCAUCCACCAUGGACCCCAACCAAAUCCUCGACUACUUCCGCGCACAUCCCAAAGGCAACACUAUACUCUCUCAUCCACAUAUCGUCCUCGAACCCAAAGCCAGCGGCUACCAAUCCGCGCAUCCAAACCACCUGUUCAACGAAACCCUCACCUCCAACGACGGUGUUCUCAAAUCUUUCUUCGUCAGACAAUCCCCCCCUGAGUCUGCACACGAUGCCACCGCGCACCGCGGCUAUUUUCUCCUCCAGCUCGGUCGUGGGGUGGCCGGCCAGCAGGACAUCGCGCACGGCGGGUUUCUGUCCGUGGUUAUGGACCAGGUGACGGGCACACUGAUUGGGACGACCCGUCUGGACGGUGGAAAGGGCAUGUUCACUGUCUCGUUGAAUCUGUCGUACCAUCGGCCGGUGUUUGUGCCGGCGGAUGUGAUUAUUGCGACGUCGCGGAUAUCGAAGGUCGACGGCCGCAAGAUCUAUGUGCUUGCUGAGAUUGAGGACGCCCAGGGGAAUUUGUGCACGACUGCGGAGGCAAUCUUCCUGCAGAAGAGAGAUCAGAAAGUCUUCAUGGAAUGGGCUUCUUUCUUGUUAUUGACGGAUGUUGCCUGUGUCAUCGCCACCCUCUACACGGCGCGUCAUUUCAAUGAUGCUGAGGUGGCAGACCAAAUGCUACAGGCUUUAACCCAAGGCUAUGGCUCGUUGAGUGAGCAACAGGCUUUCCGCAUUGUUGUCCAAAUUGGAAUGUGUUUUCUCCUAUGGAAUGUCUAUAUGCAUGAGGAACUGAUAGAGGACAAGGAGAAGGAACUAGUCAAGCUGGCAGGAUGUGCCCUGGUCAAGGGAUGUGAGAAAGACCGCCAGUGGUUUGAGCAUAGCUUCUAA
Messenger RNA from Aspergillus terreus NIH2624, 900 nucleotides. RefSeq names its product PaaI family thioesterase. The transcript is spliced from 3 exons. Lineage: Eukaryota; Fungi; Ascomycota; Eurotiomycetes; Eurotiales; Aspergillaceae. The record is from RefSeq and is a predicted model, not a curated record. Bases 1 to 900 code for a protein of 299 amino acids.